This is a messenger RNA of Acanthoscelides obtectus, 249 nucleotides long. The record is from the annotation of a GenBank genome assembly. NCBI's taxonomy places the organism in Eukaryota, Metazoa, Arthropoda, Insecta, Coleoptera, Chrysomelidae.
AUGAAACCAUCUAAACUGCAAGAUCAUCUGAGAAGAUGCCACCCUGAUAAAACAGAGAAAGAUUUGAAAUACUUUCAAACACUCAAAGAUAAAUUUCAGAAGAGACCUAUACUGGACAGAAUGUUCGCUUCGACGUCACAAAGUAACGAUGAUAGUUUGCGGGCGUCUUACAAUAUCUCGUUACUUAUAGCAAAAUCCGGAAAACCGCAUACUAUCGGAGAGAAGUUAAUUAUGCCAGCCGUUGAAUAG